Messenger RNA from Adineta ricciae, 1095 nucleotides. Lineage: Eukaryota; Metazoa; Rotifera; Eurotatoria; Adinetida; Adinetidae. The record is from the annotation of a GenBank genome assembly.
AUGACCGAAGACCUUCAUAAACGCCAAGUGCAUGAUACAAACAAUGAACCUGAAACUCCGCCAUCACCCUCAAACGAUCGAAUAUUCGCUCCACUCAAUAUUCCAUGGUACCGUCGUUGUCAGACAUUAACAAUCGUGGUCUGGUGGUUAUUACCAUGGUUCUGUUUGUACUUAACGAUAUAUUUUCUUUUCUAUUGCAAUUGGUAUUCGACAACAUUCAUGAUAGUCUAUAUCACAUGGAUGGUGAAAUUUCGAACGUUUCCCAAGACAGGUGGACAUCGGCAACAAUGGUUUCGUCGAUGUAUUUGGUGGAAAUGGUUUGUUGGCUAUUUCCCAAUACACUUACAUAAAACUUGCGAAUUACCAUCCGAUCGUUCGUACAUCUUUGGUUAUCAUCCUCAUGGAAUCAUUGCCUUGGGAGGAUUCGGCAAUUUUUGCACCGAAGCAACUGGUUUUGAAAGAUUAUUUCCUGGUAUUAAUGCUCGUUUUCUUGUGUUAAAUUCCAAUUUUCAAAUACCAUUCUACGAUUUAUUCUUAACAAUGGUGGGUGCAUGCGAUGCAUCGAAAGAAUCGUGCAAUUACAUUCUCAAACAAAGCCAUGGAAAUAGUAUUAUAUUGGUUCUCGGUGGUUCAAAAGAAGCACUAGAUGCACAUCCCUCAUCGAAAUAUAUGUUGACACUGAAAAAUCGCAAAGGUUUUGUUAAAGUUGCAUUGGCCAAUGGUGCAAGUUUAGUUCCUGUGUUUUCAUUUGGCGAAAACGAUUUGUAUGAACAAGUUUCGAAUCCACGUGGAUCAACAUUACGAUCGAUACAAAUGCAUUUACAGAAGAUAAUGGGUUAUUCGCUACCACUGUUCCAUGGACGAGGUAUUUUUCAAUAUAAAAUCGGUCUGCUACCUAUCCGUCAUCCUGUUCAUACAUAUGUUGGUGAACCGAUUCCAAUACCUAAAGUGUCAUCAGAAUUGAUUACAUCGAAACUGAUUGAUGAAUAUCAUCAGAAAUAUAUGGAUGCAUUAGAACAAUUAUUCGAUAAAUAUAAGACGAAACAUGGUGAUAUGAAUUCCUCGAUUGUGUUUGUCGAUGAUCCUAGCGUUUAA